This is a messenger RNA of Labrus mixtus (cuckoo wrasse), 6368 nucleotides long. It is a transcript of the gene trappc10, whose product is annotated as trafficking protein particle complex subunit 10. The transcript has 24 exons. The coding region runs from base 114 to 3905 and encodes 1263 amino acids. Gene Ontology annotation, cellular component: TRAPPII protein complex. Lineage: Eukaryota; Metazoa; Chordata; Actinopteri; Labriformes; Labridae. Gene Ontology annotation, molecular function: protein binding. Gene Ontology annotation, biological process: early endosome to Golgi transport; intra-Golgi vesicle-mediated transport. The record is from RefSeq and is a predicted model, not a curated record.
GUGCAGCGGGGACACAGGCCCCAUCGAUUCAACACAACUGCACACAUAAGCAUUUACUAAUAAUAAAGCCCCUGUUUGUAUGUCAUUUUCAUGGAGUACUAUCGCUAACACAUAUGGAGUGUCAAGAGGAAAAGCCGAUCAUCUACACAAUGGAAAACAAGCCGAUUGUGACAUGUGGUGGAGACCAGAGCUUGUUUACUUCUCUCUAUACCUCGUUGGCCCAACAACUUCCCAGAGAGCCAAUGGAGUGGAGGAGGACGUACGGCCGUGCACCGAAAAUGAUCCACCUUGAAGCUAAUUUUGUCCAGUUUAAAGAGGAGCUGCUCCCAAAGGAGGGCAACAAGGCUCUCCUCACCUUCCCCUUCCUCCACAUCUACUGGACUGACUGCUGUGACACAGAGAUGUAUAAGACCUCGGUGAAAGAGGACAUGACGCGCUGGCAGAACAGUUUGCGGACGCACGGCUCGGCAGACUGGGUCAUCAUCGUCGUGGAGACCAACGACACGAAGAAGAAGAACAAGACCAACAUCCUGCCCAGGGCGUCAAUCGUGGACAAGAUCCGCAGCGACUUCUGCAACAAGCAGAACGACAGGUGUGUGGUGCUGUCAGAUCCUCUCAAGGACUCGUCUCGGUCUCAGGAAUCCUGGAACUCCUUGCUGCUGAAGCUGCGGACGCUCCUCCUCAUGUCCUUCACAAAGAACCUGGGCCGCUUCGAAGACGACAUGCGGACGCUCCGAGAGAAGCGCACCCAGCCGGGCUGGAGCUUCUGCGAAUACUUCAUGGUCCAGGAGGAGCUGGCCUUUGUGUUUGAGAUGCUGCAGCAGUUUGAAGAUGCCCUGGUCCAGUACGAUGAACUAGAUGCUCUUUUUACCCAAUAUGUCCUGAACUUUGGGGCUGGAGAUACGGCUAACUGGCUCGGGUCAUUCUGCGCCCCGGUGAAGAGCUGGAGCGGCUUGCUGCUUCGGCGGCCCAUCGACAUGGAGAAGAGGGACGGGAUCCAGCGUGGGGAGGCCAGUCUGUUGGACCUGAGGAGCUACCUGUUCUCCCGACAGUGCACACUACUCAUCUUCCUCCAGAGGCCCUGGGAGGUCACUCAGAGAGCCCUGGAGCUGCUGCACAACUGUGUCCAGGAAUUGCGCCUCCUGGAGGUGUCAGUACUGGAGGGGGCGCUCGACUGCUGGGUGUUUCUGAGCUGUUUGGAGGUUCUGCACAGGAUCGAGGGCUGCUGUGAUCCGGCCCAGUUGGCUGCUAACUGCUCUCAUACGGUCGGGUUGUGGGCGUACGCCACUGACAAGCUGAAGUCUCUGGGUGAACUCUGUGGCCUGGUGUCAGAGAAAGAGCCCACGUCAGACGACCUGAACAGGACUGUGGAUCUGCUGGCCGGACUCGGGGACGAGAGGCCUGAGACCGUCAACAGCUUGCAGAGCCCUUACAAAAAGCUCAAAGAAGCCCUGUCGUCGGUGGAAGCUUUCGAGAGGCACUAUCUUGAGCUAUCUCACGCGGCGAUGGAGAUGUACAGAGCCAUCGGCCGGCUGAGGUCUGCCAGACUGGUGGGGAAGAGUCUGGCCGAGUUCUAUAUGAGGAAGGGGGACCCUGAGCGAGCAGAGACCUUCUUACAGGAAGCUCUGAAGUCGUACGUGUCUGAGGGAUGGAGCCUCCCCGUCACUCACACCAGGAAACAGAUCGCUGAGUGUCAGAAACUGCUGGGCAGAACUGAAGACUACCUGCAGACCAGUGCCUUGUUAGCUGGUGAUGUGAAUCUGACUACAGAGGAGAGGAAGCACUUUUGUCAAGAGAUCCUGAGCUUUGCUGGCAAAUCUGGAGAUCAGGCCCACAAAGUGACUCUCAGUCUGGGCGUUUUUGCUCAACUUACAAGGCUCCAGUUCCGUCCGGCCACCGCUUCAGUGCACUCAGGAGCCGUGCUGCAGGUGGAGCUCACUCUGCGGUGUUUGAUGCCCGUGUCAGUGAGCAUACAGCAGCUAGCCGCCAGCAUUCAUUUUGACCUGGAGCGCGGAGGAACUAAUGGGAGGUCAAAGUCAGCUCAGAGGCAAACAAACCCAGGCACUGUGGAGUUUAUCGAGGCUAACCCAUCAGCAGGUCCCCCCUCCUCUUCAGCUUGUCCCUCUUUAGAGAUGGAUGAGAUUCAAGACAGGAGUCCCUCGGACAAUUGCCUAAACUCCACCGGAGUGGUUUGUAAAAACACUCAUCUGCUCAUGCGUAUUCAUGACAGCAACUCGCCGCCUGACACGCCCAACUGUGUCAGCCCUCCAGCUGUGUCCGUGAAAGAAGGAGCACAGAUGUUGAAAGUGCAAGAUGUGACGUUAGAGCCUGGAAACAACAGCAUCGUUUUCACAGCACCAAGUGGACAGCCGGGCACUUACACACUACGUCAGCUGUUUGCCACAGUGGGUCAUUUGCAGUUUGUGCUGCCUCAUAUCUACCCAUCAGUCCAGUAUGAAGUUUAUUCUCAGGAGCCCCAACUCACUGUGGAGCCUCUCUCAGAGCCGCUGUUGGCCGGUCUGCCUCAGAUGGUGAAGUUCACCCUGCUGACGGGUCACUACGCUGUGAAGAAAGGAGACGCUCUGCAGCUCAGCAACACAGACACCAUGCCCAUCCUGCCCUCAACCAGCUGCACCGCCCGCAUCAGCAACCCCGCCGCUGAGUUGGUCGGCGAAAGCGUCCUGUCCAUUCAGUCCUCUGAAAAAGUGACCAGCAUCAGUCUCCCCGCCUGUCAGCCGUACCACACUCUGGAGUUCCAGCUAGAGGUUUUGUGUGUCAUCCCGUCCGGGUCAGACCGGCCGCCCAAUGAGAGGCUGACAAAUGGGGAGGUCCGCCACCGACCACGCAGCUACAGUCAUCCUGAUACUCCCAUGACCGCCAUCGACCAGAGGAUGUCAAUCGACUGUCCAUGGUCGAUCUACUCCACGCUGCUCGCCCUCACCUUCUACAUCCCCUUCAAGACCAAACACUCGCUGCUUUCUGCUGGAAACAGGAAGUACAUCCAGGUGUGUGUGCAGAAUGUGUCUGAUGUGAGCUUCUCGCUGGCCGAAGUGAAACUGACAGAGAAGCAGCAGGAGUCCCUGGAGCUGCAGUCUCUCAACACUAAAACACAACAGCUCUUGUGCAGUAAGCACAGUGUGUUCUGCUUGUGGGAGGUGAGGUGGAAGGACGACCUGCCCUCAUGCCUUCAGUGUGUUUUCUCUGCAAACUUCUCUCCGCUCAACCAAGACGUCGCCACCUUCAAACCUUUCCACUACCAGUUCCAGCUCGAGAGAGUCACCACUCUGUACAGUGUGAAAGCGGAGAUCUUUCCUCCUCCUGGGGAGCAGCAGUGUCGCUCCGGUCUCCUCUGUGGGCUGGAGGUGUGCUUAACACGACUGACUGAACCCGGAGAGGGAGAGAUCGCCGAGGACAGCAAGACCGACACUGACGGCCUCAAAACCACCAAACUCAUGUAUGAAGUGGCUGACAGCAGCAGUAACUGGGCGGUGUGUGGGAAGAGUUCAGGGAUGGUGUCGAUGCCCAUGACAGCAAGCGCCACCCACAAGGUGCAGAUCGAGGUGAUGCCUCUAUUUGCAGGACACCUGCCCUUCCCCAAGAUCAAAGUGUUGAAGUAUCUGCCUCACACUGCAGCUGUGCCCACCCAACAAGACCCUGACAGCUGUGUAGAAAACGACAGUCUGUCCCUGCUGGACAAGACGCUGGACGACCAGGCAGACACGGCGAGCAUCCGCAGCCGGGGCAGCGUGCAUUCAGUGGGCAGCGGCGACCAGCAGCAGAGGGGCGUGGCCAUGCCGCGCCUGGAGCCCUUCAGCCCCGGGCAGGUGUUCAACCACAGCAACACGCAGCAGGUCCUCGUGCUGCCCGCCACCGACGACCACAUCAUGGAGGUCAACGCUACAUGACCCUGGUGGGGAAACCAAACGCCCCCUUCUUAUAGAACUGAAACCAGGCCCUGGACGGACUCUGCUGAGCUUUUACUCCGGGGGCGAAUCGGGUCCAUGAGUCCAUGUUGAGGACCGGACUCCUCCCUAAGCAUGAAAAGUUCACAUCACUGGAGACAUUACGGACUAGCACAGUGAAGAGCCAAUGACAUCCGCAGAUAAGAUUGACAUAAAGAGUUUUAUUUGCCAUAUGUUGUACAUAGCUCAUUGGAUGGAUUUAUAGUUAUAAAUACAUAAAUAAAUAUAUAUAAAUAUGGACUGUUGAAUCAGUCGUGCUCCUCUGAGCUGAAGAAUCACAGUCCUGAUUGUCCCAUGAUGCACCAAAGCCCUUCGUGUGUGUGUGUGUGUGUGUGUGUGUGUGUGUGUACGCCUCGAUCAGAUACUCAAGUACUGUAACCAUGAUGACUGAGUGAGUCCUGCUGUAUGUGCUGUCCCUGAGCCUCUCGUGUCCUCAGCACUUCUAGAUUUGAGACUUUUGCUUCAGUGCUUACAUUUUAGUACCCAAAAUAAGCUGCUGCUUUCAUAAAAGAAAAAAUAUAAGUCCAUGCAGGUUAAAAAAUGUCAAUACACAGUUGUAGACGUAUCCAAAAUCCUUAGAGACUCUUCUGUUCUGUCCAUUCAGUUCAAGUUCAAGCCUGGUGAUAUAGAUAACAUCUGCGCACCUCUGGCAUGAAAAAGUAAACAAAUCUGCAAGCUCAUGUUUUCUUUCGCUCGUCCUGCUCAGACAAGCUUCCGUCCAAACCGAAACAGGUCGGGCCAAUCACAAGCUUUUAAACAAUAUGUGGCUUGUAAUAAAAAUGGCUGCCGCUUAUGUUGAAUAUGCUGAAUCUGCUGGAUAGAUGGUCAUACGUGUAAGGAAUACGGUAAAUGCUGAGCGUUGAUACCAAACCAUGUCACGCCAGGCACAUGUGUAUUAUGUUGAAAUAGAAGCUACAAGAUUUGGACGUUGAAAGGAGCCACCUCACCUCGCAGCCCAUCACUUUGUAUCAUGUUAAGGUUACUGUGAUAGUUCUGAUGCACAGGGACAUUUUGGACUUCAUGUGUUAGAGCGGGAAAGUGAACUGAGAGACUUGUUGGUGUUUAAAAAAUCAGGCUAGGACUUUUCACAAACUGGAGGUGACAUUUGUUGACUUCUCCUGCUAAGAUUGAUAAUUGGCUGCCUGAUGAUUGGCUCGUUGAUCAGUCGUGUAGAAAUGACACGGUGAGCUGUGAUUGUUGGGGGACCAGCAGUGUCAAAGUAAAACCAUAGUGAAGUCUCAUCCCAGACAUUUUGCCAGUCAGGUGAAGAGCCUUUUGUUGGGGUUGCCUUCUUUGUUUUGAGUCAUUUGGAAAGAAAUUUGACUUUUCUUUACUCCAGACUAGAGGAAAUAUGUUUGCUACUUAUAUUUGGUCUUUUGUGUUCGCCCAUGGACAUUCAUCUCAUUCACUGGUCCUAUUGUCAUAACAAAUUGUGCAUGCAGAGCAUUUUUAAAGUUGCAAUGUGAGGUUCAGUUACCUCUGGCAACUAUUUGAACUUCUUGAGAAACCUAGUAAAAAUCUGUUGCAAAGAUCAAAUUUACAAAAACUGCAGUUUAUGUCUUGAAAAGGAUGAUCACCAGUUACUGUUUUAAGGAUCAUUCAAAGGAACUGUUCAAAGUGCAUCAACUGUUACAGCUAAUCAGGUUAAAUUAAGAUAACGAUGUUACCAUCUUUGCACAGAACAGCUUUUUAUUUAACUUAUUAAGCUAAACUGAGGAACAUAAAGCACUCGUAUCAGUCCAACAGAAAGGCUCGUUUUUGUACUUGCAGGAUGGAGAAGUCUCCUGAUUGUCGGGGGGGAAAAAAAGAAGCAGUGAUCGACUUUUUAUUUUGAACAAAAGCAGUGACUUAUUUUGACUUAAAUGCAAAAAAAGCACAAAUUUCUCAAAUGCAACCCAGUGACGUCCUGAGGCUCAGAGUGUAGCUGUGUGUGUCGUGUGUGUAUCUCUUCUGCUGUAGUUCUGUGAAUGUGUGAGGGUCCAGGUGUGUGUGAGUGUGAGUAUGCGUCUGUACGAGUGUGUGUGACUUUUAAACAAGGAUCAACCGAUGCACAUUAUUGUCUAUCUAUUGUCUGACCCUUCAGUGGAUUGUUCAUAUAUAGUGUGUGUGUGUGUGUAUUUAUUCUUUUUGUGUGUGGGGUGUGUGUGUGCGUUGCCAAAUCUGUGUCUGAGCUAUGCACACAUACUGUUAGUUAAGAGUUGAAUAAAUGAAUGAAAUAAGUAAUUACUGGAUUUAUUCAUUCAUUUAUUUGAGGGAUGAUUGUCAGCUACUUAUGCCCCCCCCUCCCCCACUACAGCCCCCCCCCCCCUGCUCCUCUUUGACCACUGUACAUACUGAUCUGUAAAUAAUGAUUCAAAUCAAAAUCAUCUUUGAUUGCCAACUAUAUUAAAAAAUCAUUGGAACUGA